CUUGUAACUGUUGAUCAACGUAAAGAGAAAGCUUACCGGCAAAAUGAAAUGUGUGAAGUCUGAAAAUGUGUAGUAAGGCUUUCAAAGCAAGAGCAUACUACAACUGUGAUUUAAAGCGACAAUGAGGCGAGGUAAACGUCGUAAUGGACUUCUCACCAGCACGAAAUGUUUGCUACUGGGUCUCCUGGUGGUAGUUACCAUCAUCAUUUUCCACCUGACAAAACUUAAUAGUGAGACUGACCGGGGUGACUCCAACGGCAUCUCUGUCAUUGACGCGUAUGGAUCCACACAUGGCAUCAUGUCCAAGUUUUUCUCUGGUAACCACAAAUAUGGUAAGGUAGGCUUUGUUCAUGAUGAAAAAUCAUCUCAUAGAAUGAAUGGAAUUGUAUCAAAACUCACCAGAAACCAACAAGAAAAUCUUGAUAAAACUAAGGAAGAACAGUCCAGUGCUUUAGUUAGUAGGAAUACAUCGAAGAAGAUUGGUUUUAAUGUAGCAAUAAAUCGUGCACCUCCAACGCAUUAUAUAACAAUUGAUUUCAAAGGAAGGCUGGGUAAUCUGCUUUUCCAGUAUGCAUCCUUAUUUGGUAUUGCUGAUAAAAACAACUUAAUUCCAGUGAUUUCUGGAAAUAAUGAGCUGCGGAGAAUUUUCAAAAUAACUGCACAAUCCACAGAGAGGAAUCCAGUCCAUUAUGGGAAAAAAUUUGGUGAGAAACUUGGAUGUGCAUUUGAACCUACAGCAAUGAAACUUGGAUCAAAAACAAAUACAAAGCUAGAUGGCUACUUUCAAAGCUUCAAAUACUUUCAAGAUUGCGAGGCAUCACUGCGCAAUGAAUUCAAAUUCAAAGAUGACGUGCAGAAGAAGGCUGCCUCUGUAUUUUCUGACCUUGUCGCUGAGAAAACGAACAACAGAAAUGGUCCUGUGACAUAUAUCGCUGUCCAUGUGCGCAGGGGAGACUUAAUACACAAUAAGCACAUCAGUAACUAUGGAUACGUGUCUCCAGGUGCUGACUAUCUACAAAAGGGUAUGAGUAUGUUCAGGGCUAACCACACUAACUGUGUAUUUGUGGUAGCCUCAGAUGACUUGUCAUGGUGUAAAGAAAACAUGAAGGGAAAUGAUUUGGUUUUUGUGGCUCCUGGGAACUCUCGAGAGCUGGACUUCGCCGUGAUGUCACAGUGUAACCAUAUGCUGAUGACUGUUGGUAGCUUUGGUUGGUGGACAGCAUGGAUGAUCAAUGGGAAGACCAUUUACUAUACAGGCUACCCCCGUCCUGGCUCUGAGCUUGCUAAACAAAUAGUACUGGAGGACUACAGACCCCCACAUUGGAUUGGUUUGCCUUGAUGUAUCUUAAUUUUGUUUUGCCAGCUUGAUAACCAGCCACCUAACUGUCUGUGGUGUAUGUCACAGGAGCCUGAUAAGCUUAAUUAUAAAUGCAAUGUACAGGAACUAAAGUAAGCAUCAUUAUUUCAUCAGACUAGUCCUUGUGUUCUCAUAUUUCUGGAAAUCCAGUCAAUUCAUACAAUAUGAAAUCCUAUCAUUCGGGGAGGGGAGGUGGUCUAAAUUGAUGAGUACGUCUGCAACAAGCCUAGAAGUCCAACACGAUCUUAGGUAGAGGAGGGCCUAUGCAUUGUUGGUGUUGUAGCUAUAUGUAAUAGCAUUAUAUUAGAUGUGUCAUGAAAUCUCUUUACAUCUUUUUUAUGGAAUGAUUGUGAAAAUAUUUUCAUAUGAUUAUUUGUUGAUGUGUACUUGUGUGCAUAUUUACCUGUAUACAUUUUUAUACAGUAUUACUUACCCAAAGCAUUGUUUGGUAUUCUGCCAGUUUCCUUGUGAUAUUUACUCCUAUAAAAGUUUCAGUAUAUUUGUCUACUAGUAUUUGAUCUAUAGACUCAUAUGAUUAUAGACAUUCCAGAAGUUAAUCCUCUUAAAAUGUGAUUGCAUUAUACCUACAUAUUUCAAACUUUCUUUUAUUUUCCCUAAAAUAUUGAUUUCUUUUCUAACUAUGAGAAAACUUGUUCCAUUCCACUUUAUAAUUAUAUUCAUACUGCAUUUCAGAAGUUACAAAGUAUAAAAAUCAAAUGUAGUCAUGAUCAGUUCUCCAUGUGUUUGUCAUGAAUGCAUAUGGCCGAAAGCAGAAAUGCAGGUUUUAGCCUUUUAGGUACUUCAACAUAACCAAAUUGAAUCAGAUGUAUUAAGUUUUGUCAAUGUUUAUGACAUCAUCCAUAGCUUAUCAACAGGUUAUUCAAAGGCAAAUCUCAACAUCAAACAAUUGAGAUGAAGACUUUAACUUCAAAGUAAGGAGCAUUUUUUUGAAAAAUGGGUGAUCAUAUGAAAAAUGUAUGUGAAAAUCUAUUGUAUAUUUUAUAUUUUUUACUAAAAUUAAGUACACUUGUAGUUAGAAAAUUGAUUCAUUGACAUUAAUAUCAUUAGAAAAUGUUUAAAUGUUAUGUCAACAUAAGAAUAAGAUCUGAUCUUGAGAAUCCAUCAAUUUUGAGAAUUUCUUUUGCAAUGCAUCAGUAUUUCAUAACAUAAACAUUGUGCUCGCAUACUUCCACCAGGUUUAACAGUUUACUUGAAUAAACAUGUAAUUAGGGAGAUUAUAUAGAUCUUCUAGAGAUUGUUAAUAUUAUGUAUUUUUAAUUUUCUAUCAAAAAUUACUUUGAACUUUAGAAACUUAAGGCUAAGAUGAAAGCAUACAAGAUUAAAAAAAUAAAAACUAGUAUAGUGAUGGUAUUAACUCCUAUGCCUAAAUUUAUAGGCACAAAUUUACAUAUACCUAGUUUAACUUUUCAAUCAUUUAGAAAAAAUCAUAAGAAAAAAGCUACAAAAUGUAUAGCCUUCCAGAAUGUUUCUGGGUUCAUUGUAUCUAAUCUAAAUACAGACAAUGUAACAUAUUUUACAAUUUUCUUCUUGAUGUGUUGUCAAACAAAUAUAUAUUGCUAGUCAAAACUAGAAACUAAGAAACCUUAAUUGUAGUAACUUGGCCUGUAUGGUGGGACAAAUGAAGCAGAACCAGUUAUUCCUAGAAUGUUAGAAGAAAGUAGGGUAAUUUGCAAGUUAGCUCAUCAAUCUAAUUUUUCCAGUCACCUUGUUUUCACAUCAGUAAUCUAUAAAUGUAUGUAAUCCAGCAUGAGUAUACAUUUGAUACAUUCCAAAUUGAGUACACAUUCCAACUGCUAUUUUCUUUUAUUUCAUUGUAACAAAUCUUUGUACUGUUGAACAUAAUACAAAUGUAUUGUUAUAUUUGAUACAGAUUGAUAUUGGCUGAAUACUCCAGAUUAUAAAACUGAUAUUACAUGUGCCGACAGAACACAGAGCAUGACUGUAGCUGUGAGAUGAAACCUAGCAAUAGGCAGAGUCAUGUAGGAAGUUAACAAGCAGGGCUUUUUCUGGGGGCUUUUUGGGGCCCAUUCCCAAUUGAAAUUAUUUCAUAUUUAAGCCAAAUUCCCAAAAUUUGCAGUUUACUCCUGAAAAAAUCUUUCCCAAUUCACCAAUUUUCUUCCCAAAAUGAGACAAAAAUGCCCUUUUCCCAAACCAGUGAGGAAAAGCCCUGACAGGUAACUUACUAUAGCUGACAGAACACUGACUCCAUAAUAAUCAGUGAGAAGAAACCUAGCAAUAGCAGAGUCAUGUAGGCGGUAAACCAGUAUCUAACUAAAGCUGACAGAACACUGACUUCAUAAUAAUUAAUGAGAAGAAACCUAGCCAUAGGCAGAGUCAUGUAGGUGGUAAACCAGUAUCUAACCAAAGAUGACAGAACACUGACUCCAUAAUAAUCAGUGAGAAGAAACCUAGCAAUAGGCAGAGUCAUGUAGGUGGUAAACCAGUAUCUAACCAAAGAUGACAGAACACAGAAUAUAGUCAAUUCAAUAACACAAACCCUACUAAUUAAAGGCAGAAUCAUGUAGGCGGUAAACCAGUAACUUACUUUAUACUAUAUAACCAUUAACCAGGCGCAUAUAUAUCUAAUUGGCUGAUAACAUACCGUAUUGCUUCUAUGCUGUCCUUUAAUUUUUGAAAAAAAAAAGAACAUGACAUCUGAAUACAAACUUGCCCAGUCUUUUUUUUUUUGGAGAGAACUGCAAUUUCCACUUUAAUGAUGCAUAUAAAUAUCUAAUAUAUAUAAACAUAUAUUUAUUUUUGGCAAUUGGUGCACAUGGAAAGGCGGGGAGGGUGUGUGUGUGUUCAAUUCUGAUAGUAAUUUUGAGCUACCCAGUAAAGCUUAACUCUUUAAUUUGUUCACCCCGUAGUAAAAAAUGUCAGAUAUAGAAGUCCUUGUAUUACGUUAAUUUUAUCUGGAUUUUACAUAUUAUUAUAUCAUAUAUUGAACAUUAUUUAUUGUUACUGUCAUGCUUGUGACUAAAGUGACUUUAGAAUAAAUCACAUUUGUAAGGAGCGAUGAAAUAAGUUAGAAAAUAAUUUAUUGAGUUUGGUAUUUAUCAGAUAAGAUUUUUUUCUGAAGGAGAAAACCACACCAUAUAUGAGUUAACAUUAAGUGUUUGUAAAUUUCCAAUACUUUUAGACUUAUUGAUAUGUGAAUAGAUAGUCUGUGUAAUAUGAAGGGUACCAAAACACUUAAUAACAGCAUUCCAGUUUUUGUUGUUUGUUUGGGGUUUUUUUUCUGUUUGCUUGCUAUUUACUUACAUGCUAUAGUUGAAAAUGGGUCCAGGUAUUGUACAGAUAUUUUUAUUUUUUUGAUAAUAUCUAGUACAAACCAGUUAAAGCCAAAGCUUUAUGUUUUCAUCCACAAAGCUAAUAUCCAGUCCUAUCAUAAAGGUACAUACAUAUGCCAUAAAGUAUUUUGAGUAUUAAUAUUGUAUGACAUGAAUUUGGUGUGUACUUUCUUUCAUGGUUUGGAGCUUUCAAAUUAUUACAUGGAUAUGGAAUGUAGUGGUUAGCCCAUGUAACCAUGAUAUAAUAAUAACACAUACGACAAAAUUUGUUCCAUAGCAACCACGGAGAAAACAAAAGUUUAUACACAAUGAAAGUUUCAUGUUAUAAAGUAUUUCUUGAGAUGUGUGAGGUUUUUUAUCUGUUAAAAUUCUAUGUAAAAAAUGUGUUUAUUUACUUAAAUAUGUAUUAUUUAGCUAAGCAAUAAUUACAUUUACAAAGAUUAAAGAUAAUCAUUAUACAUGAAACAAACAAAAACAUGUUGAUUGAAUUUCAGAAAUGUGAAAAAAUCAUAUUUAGUAUAUUUUGUAAUUAAAACAAGCAUUACUUUGAGUUCACCAUAUUAAUACAAGAGUUGCUUCCCUUGUAUCCGCAGUUUCUGUUGAAGAUUUAUAAAGAAAAAGAUGUAACAAUUUUAAUGGCAUCAUUACUUUGUAACACAAGUGCUUAUUUACUUAUUCAAUCCUCUCUGUGAGAAUAUUAUAUAUUGGUUUUUGUUUUAACUAACCAGUGUGAUGAUGUUAUUAAUACAAGAGUUACUUCCCUUGUAUCACCAGUUUAUGGAGCGUUGUGCACGUCGGAAUAAAGAUUAUUUGGAAGUUUUAUAAAA
Molecule: messenger RNA, 5495 nt
Organism: Pecten maximus
Lineage: Eukaryota; Metazoa; Mollusca; Bivalvia; Pectinida; Pectinidae
Product: galactoside 2-alpha-L-fucosyltransferase 2-like
Exons: 3
Coding region: 122-1339 (405 amino acids)
Biological process (GO): carbohydrate metabolic process
Cellular component (GO): membrane
Molecular function (GO): galactoside 2-alpha-L-fucosyltransferase activity
Source: RefSeq, a predicted model, not a curated record